AUGCUUCGCGACAGGUUCCACCGCGAGUGUUUCAAGAAGAAGCGCUUGGCGGCAAAGCCCAAGGCCCAGGGCGAGCUAACAUUUGAUGCCUUCCUGGCCCUCGUCAAGGAGCGGCUGGUAGGGGAGGGUCAAAUGCCAAAGUACGUGAAGCUUCUCAAGGCUGUCAAGGAUCACGCCGGUCAAGGUGCGAUCGCCCAGCUCCUGGCUGGUCAUCCGGACCUGGUCGCGCAGAUCCCCACGCCCAAAGCCAAGGCCAAAGCUGCAGGCCCUCCGAAGUCUGCAGGCCCUCCGAAGGCUGCAGGCCCUCCGAAGUCUGCAGGCCCUCCGAAGGCUGCAGGCCCUCCGAAGGCUGCAGGCCCUCUGAAGGCUUCGGAGAAUGCGCGACCCGCCCCACCUGCUGCACUGGCGACCGCGGCCGCGCCGGCCGCGCUUGCCGCGCCCACCGCGUCCAAGGAGAAGCAGCUACAGCCGGCCAAUUCUAGCGUCACAAAGGAGGAUGCUGGCACCACAAGGCCGAAGAAGCUUGACGUGGAUGCGGAAGUCUUGAAGCCGCUGCAGAAUCUGGCCACCACAGCGGGGCUGGUGCGCCUCGCGAUGCGCCGUGCCCGACCGACUCAGAGACUACGUUUGCUGCGUUAUCUGCAGGGCAUCGCCAAGAAGCCUGACCGAAACUGCAACGGACAGGUAUUCCUCAUUCAACGGUCCUCAGCUGAUUUCAACCAGGUCGUCGAGACAAUGUUGGCCAGACUGACAGAUCUUGGUCCUGACAGCCUUGUUCAACGCCUGGCUCACAUAUGUGCUGUGAGAGACUACUUCACCACCUUUGAGCACGAGGACCGCGAGAUCUAUGAUCCCUCCGAGUCAGACAUGCUAGCUGCCCGUGCUUGGAACGAGGGUCGCCUUCAGCUGGCCAUGGAGGCUGGCAUCCAGCCACUGUUUGUUGAUGACCCUGGUGAAUCUCUGGAGCAAAGUGGCUACGUGAAGCGGGCGAAAGCUUUGGGCUACCGGGUCAACUUCGAGAACCUGCACUGA
Molecule: messenger RNA, 1032 nt
Organism: Symbiodinium natans
Lineage: Eukaryota; Dinophyceae; Suessiales; Symbiodiniaceae
Source: the annotation of a GenBank genome assembly